This is a messenger RNA of Aspergillus melleus, 1452 nucleotides long. Its product is annotated as putative MFS transporter. Gene Ontology annotation, molecular function: transmembrane transporter activity. The coding region runs from base 1 to 1452 and encodes 483 amino acids. NCBI's taxonomy places the organism in Eukaryota, Fungi, Ascomycota, Eurotiomycetes, Eurotiales, Aspergillaceae. Gene Ontology annotation, cellular component: membrane. The transcript is spliced from 3 exons. The record is from RefSeq and is a predicted model, not a curated record. Gene Ontology annotation, biological process: transmembrane transport.
AUGGACACAAAGUCGAAUGAUUUGGCGAAACGAGGGGAGGAGCAUAUUGAGCAUGUCGAGCAGAGCGAUGAACCGUUGAAGUCCACGAGGCAAUAUGAUCGGUUUGGGUCGGCGAAGAAGACGGAUCCAAAGGAGAUUGCGCUAGUGAGGAAGAUAGAUAUCUACAUGAUGCCGAUUCUCUGGCUGAUGUAUUUCCUCAACUUCCUGGACCGAAAUGCGAUGGUCAAUGGAAAGCUCAACAGUUUGUCGGAGGAUCUCAAGCUGGAAGGCACGCAAUACAAUACCUGCGUUAGCAUUCUCUUUGUUGGAUAUCUCCUCGGCCAAGUCCCCUCGAACAUGCUGCUCAACCGAGUCAAACCAUCCCUCUACAUGGGCGGCUUCAUGACCGCCUGGGCCAUCGUCUCCAUCCUAAACUGCAUCGUGAAAGACUACCACGGCCUCCUCGUCUGCCGACUCAUCCUCGGCAUCGUCGAAUCCCCCUUCUACCCCGGCGCCCUCUUCAUGAUCAGCCAAUUCUACAACCGCAAAGAAGCCACCACGCGCAUGGCCAUCCUCUACACCGGCAACAUGCUCGCGAGCGCCUUUUCUGGGCUCAUCGCCGCAGGGGUCUUCGCCGGACUCGACGGCUCGCACGGCCUCGCCGGCUGGCGCUGGCUCUUCCUCAUCCAAGGCGUGAUCACGCUCGUCGUCGCGCUGGCCGCCUUCUUCCUCCUCCCCAACUCGCCCCUUCAAACCCGCUGGCUAACCCCCGACGAGCGCCAACUCGCCCACGACCGCAUCGCCCGCGACACCACGCAAAAGCAAGAAGGCACCAGCACCUGGGUCGGACUCCGGCAAGCAUGCACGGACUACCGAACAUGGAUCUUCGCGCUAAUGUGCAACCUACACCUGUCAGCCAACGGGUUCAAGAACUUCAUGCCCACGGUCGUCAAGACGCUCGGGUUCAACUCCACCGUCACGUUGGUUCUGACCUGUCCGCCCUACCUCAUUGCCACCUUCACCUCGAUCGCGGUGUCGUGGUCCUCGGGCCGCUUCAACGAACGCACCUGGCACGUCACGGUCUCGAAGGCACUCGCGAUUGUCGGGUUCGCAGUCGCCUGCGGAACACUGAACGUGGGCGCGCGCUACUUCGCCAUGGUUCUCUUCGUGGGCGCCACGUACGGCGUCAAUAACAUCAACAUUGCCUGGGUAGCCGCGACGGUGGGGCAAACGGACGAGAAAAAAGCGGUGGCUAUCGCGUUGACGAAUACGCUCGGGAACCUGGCGAGUGUGUACACGCCGUAUCUGUGGCCGGAUUCGGACGCGCCGAGGUUCUCGCUGGCCAUGUACUGCAGUAUUGGUUUCUCGGCGGGCGUGGUGGUCUGCGCGUGGAUUAUGAAGUUUAUCUUGAUCAGGGAGAAUCGGCGUAUCCGGGCGAUGGAUUCGGAGGCGAUUAACUUCUAUGCGUAUUAG